UCUGCACUUACCACAGAAAGCAUUCUGUGCGCUCUUCGUUUUUUGCAUCAGAACAUUUUUGAGCGGCAGGUUUGUCCUUUCUAUCAUAAUCUAUGGCACAUAUUUUAAUACGUACACCUCAGACGUACUGCACACACGCACACUUUCCAUAUUACUUUAUUACUUUCAAUUUCAGAGUUUCCAAACGUGAUUGGGUGCAUCGAUAGCACCCACAUUCCUAUUAAAGCUCCUUCAGUCAAUGGGGGAGACUAUGUUAAGAGAAAGUCAUUUCACAGUAUCAAUGUGCAGGUAACAAUUAUUUCCUGUUCAGAAUCGUUUGGUUUAAAGACCAUUAAACUCAUUACUGUUUCCAUUAACUAGGUAAUAUUUGAUGCAAUCCAUCUCAUCACUAAUGUUGAAGCCAAAUGAUCAGGGUCAGUGCAUGAUUCCAGAAUCAUCACUAUGUCACAACUUUUAACAGGGUAUGUGGUAGAUUACACAAGUUCAUGUUUUUACUGUAUUGUUUUAUUGUUUUACACAUUUCAGUCAUUACCUUUGUCAACGCUGUCAAGGAAGAUCACCACGAGCUGCUUAUCCUGGCAGCGGUCUUUGUGCUUUGUGCACCACCUACAGUAAAAAAACAUAAGUAAAUAAAAAUAUUAAAAAAAAAUAAAAAUAAAAUAAAAAAAUAAAUAUAUAUUAAGUACAAACCAAAAAGUUUUGAAAAACGCCCAGCUCCCACUCACAGACCACCUCACUCGGGGAGAGAGAGAGUGAGAGAGCGAGAGAGAGAGAGAAGGGGAGACAUGAAGGUUAGGACACAGUGUGAUAUAUGAGUGGUGUGACAGAGCUGUAGUCAGACGCUGCCACAGCUGCAGCUUCUCCUCCUCCUCUCUCUGAGGAUGGAGGCCCAGGACGGAGCAGAGCUCUGCUUUCCACAGCUCCUCAACGCCUCCUGCUGGAAGCCAAAGCGCCAUCAGUCUGACGCUGUGCUGCUCUAUCUGCUGUUCUUCAUCUCUGCGCUCACUGUGGUUCUCAACCUGCUGGUCAUCAUCUCAGUCUCCCACUUCAGGCAGAGAUCAACUUCUCAGCACACUUUACAGCAGCUCAUGGUUUUAUUAGUGUGACCACAAUAGGCAGAAGUUUUACUUUACUGAAUAGUGUCACAUCUUGACACCAGCUGCAUCUUCUGCUUUGCUGACACAGCUUUUGAACAUUACAGCCAGUUGAAGGUCGUAUCACUCUGCAUGAAUGAUAUUACAUUACAUGCUUUUGUGUCCCUGCAGGCAGCUCCACACACCCACCAACCUGCUGCUCCUCUCUCUGGCUGUGUCUGACUUCUUUGUGGGUCUUGUGGUGACACCGUUGCAGGUUUAUAGACAAACAUCCUGUUGGUAUCUUGGAAAUCGCAUUUGCUCUCUUCAGGGAUACGUGAGCUUCUCCAUCAUCUCUGCCUCAAUAGGGGGCAUGGUUCUGAUAUCAGCUGAUCGCUAUGCAGCUAUUUGUGACCCUCUGCAUUAUUCCACCAGAGUCACUGUGAGCAGAGUUAAAAAGUGUGUUUGUUUGUGUUGGCUGUGUACUUUCAUGUAUAACAUGAUAAUUUUUAGACAUGAGUUCAUUCAAUCAGGCAGGUUAAACUUUUGUUUUGGAAUGUGUUUGGUUGGCAUUGAAACCAUAACAGCAACAGUGGACUUUGCUCUGACCUUUGUUGUUCCAUUUUCCUGCAUCAUAUUUCUGUAUAUGAGAGUGUUUCUGACAGCAGUGUCUCAGGCUCGUGCCAUGCGCUCUCACGUUGCAGCCGUCACCCUCCAUCAUUCAGGGACUAAAAGGUCUGAGUUAAAGGCAGCCAGGACGCUUGGUCUUGUUGUCGCUUGGUUCCUAAUAUGUUUCUGUCCAUAUUACUGUUUUACUUUAUUACCACAUAUAAUACCUGCAGUCUCUGGUGUGUUUCUCUUGUGUCUGAGCCCCUUUCUGAACCCUGUGAUCUACGCCUUGUUCUACCCCUGGUUUAGAAAAGCUCUGAGGCUCAUUUUCUCUCUCCAGAUUCUGCAGCCUGGCUCCCGUGAGACCAACGUGCUGUAA
Molecule: messenger RNA, 2061 nt
Organism: Betta splendens (Siamese fighting fish)
Lineage: Eukaryota; Metazoa; Chordata; Actinopteri; Anabantiformes; Osphronemidae
Product: trace amine-associated receptor 3-like
Exons: 1
Coding region: 1231-2061 (276 amino acids)
Biological process (GO): G protein-coupled receptor signaling pathway
Cellular component (GO): membrane
Molecular function (GO): trace-amine receptor activity
Source: RefSeq, a predicted model, not a curated record